Messenger RNA from Cavia porcellus (domestic guinea pig), 856 nucleotides. Its product is annotated as putative zinc finger protein 833. The transcript is spliced from 4 exons. Lineage: Eukaryota; Metazoa; Chordata; Mammalia; Rodentia; Caviidae. Gene Ontology annotation, biological process: regulation of transcription by RNA polymerase II. Gene Ontology annotation, molecular function: RNA polymerase II cis-regulatory region sequence-specific DNA binding; DNA-binding transcription factor activity, RNA polymerase II-specific. Bases 89 to 856 code for a protein of 255 amino acids. The record is from RefSeq and is a predicted model, not a curated record.
AGUGACCUUUGAGGAUGUGGUCGUGAACUUCAGCAAUGAGGAGUGGACUUUGCUGAGUCCAUCCCAAAAGAACCUCUACAGAGAUGUGAUGGGCGAAACCUUUAGGAACAUGACUGUAAUAGGAGGACUUGGGGAUAUCCAGGAAGAUGAAAAAGAAUGCAAAAUUUACUGGAGAUACUUAAGAAAUGACAAGCUAGGGCAAUCCUAUGGACAUACAUCUUGGAAUCAGUGUAAAGAAGUAUUCCUUUGUACUGAAGAAGGUAAUGUGAAUGUGAAAGAAGCAGAAACACACCACAAUGUUCAGAUCCAUGAAAAAUAUUGCAGUGGACAGGAAUCCUAUGUACGUCAGCAAUGUGGAAAACGGUUCAGCAAAUCUGGACAUUGUAAGCAACAUGAAACAAUUCACACUGGAGUGAAACCAUAUGUAUGUAAGAAAUGUGGGAAAGCUUUUAACACACGGGCAAAAUGUAAAAUACGUGAAAGAAUUCACACUGGAGAGAAACCCUAUGUAUGUAAGCAAUGUGGGAAAGGUUUUACCAUCUCUGGACAUUGUAAGGAACAUGAAAGAAUUCACACUGGCGAGAAACCAUAUGUAUGUAAGCAAUGUGGGAAAGCUUUUACCCGACAUGGACAUUGUAAGGAACAUGAAAGAAUUCACACUGGAGAGAAACCCUAUGUAUGUAAGCAAUGUGGGAAAGCUUUUAACACACAGGGAUAUUUUAAGAAGCAUGAAAGAAUUCACACUGGAGAGAAACCCUAUAUAUAUAAGCAAUGUGGGAAAGCUUUUAACACAUGGGGAGAAGAUUACACUCCAGCAGGCCCAACCUGGGCGGCCCGCGCCCAUGGACCACCCUGA